Messenger RNA from Uloborus diversus, 1080 nucleotides. Its product is annotated as solute carrier family 35 member G1-like. NCBI's taxonomy places the organism in Eukaryota, Metazoa, Arthropoda, Arachnida, Araneae, Uloboridae. The transcript has a single exon. The record is from RefSeq and is a predicted model, not a curated record. Bases 1 to 1080 code for a protein of 359 amino acids. Gene Ontology annotation, cellular component: membrane.
AUGUUCAAGAAAGGAAAAACUUACAACUUAAAAAGUGGAUGUGUGACUACGCUGUCCACGCAAGACAUUUUGAAGUCUACUAGCAUCAAUGAUCUGAACUUUGAGAAUCGAAAGGAAACCGCAAGAACAUGCAAUCGGAAUUUGAAACCAUUCUUAGGAGCCUUUUACACAGCAUUAUGCUCCAUCACCAUCACAUUGACUUCAGUUUUUGUCAAAAAAUUAACGUAUAUAAAUUCUGGUGAACUUUCUUUGAUUCGAAAUGUCGGCGUUUUUGUUUUCAACAUACCCAUCGCAUUAUAUGUUGUGAAGGACAUCCUAGGGCGCAAAAAAGAUCGGCCGUUGCUCAUCAUUCGAGGAUUCCUUGGUUCAACCGCUUUAUAUCUCAACCUGUUGGCUUUCCGAUACCUACCACUUGCCGAAGCUGCCACUAUUAUGUCCACCACGCCUGCAACGGUGUCUAUCAGCGCUCGUUUAUACCUAAAAGAACCCUGUGGAUAUGUGCAGAGCUGUGCCCUGGUGAUAACAGCAAUCGGUGUGCUGAUUUCUGUCCGAAUACCUGAAUUGCUCAAAAAUAGAUCCGAAGUUGAGUUUAGCUCAGUUUACAUAACCGGACUAGGAUGUGCGAUAGGAUGUGUACUUAUACUGUCAUUCACUUUUGUGACCUUAAGGAAGAUGAAGGAUGUUCAUUAUUCCGUAAUAAUGAUCUACUUCGGGUGGACAGGCGUUCUGGUCAAUGGGACAUUGACCGGUGUCUUUGGAUCCUAUGAUCUACCCCGUUGCGGAUGGGAUCCAGUACAAAUGUGCCUAAUCGGUGUACUGGGGUUUAUAGGUCACGUCUCCCUUACCCUAGCUAUUCAGGCAGAGGCAGCUGGCAUAGUGUCCAUCAUGAAGGCGUCUUUAGACAUUAUAGUUGCGAUGGUGUUUCAGGUCAUUUUCUUCGGCCUAGCUCCCGACAUGUACAACAUCUUUGGGGCAGGUUUAGUUUUGACGUCAGUGUCAAUACUAGGAUUAAGAAAAUGGAUCUCGACUUUGCCAGAAGAUGCAGAGCUUCAUGAGAAGUUAAGAUAUUUAUUAUUGUAA